CCGCGUCGGUCGGCCGCACGCGCAGUCAGCUCUCUCCCUCACCGCCGGGGCUAGGUCGGGGUCAGGGACUUUUAGAGUGCUUGCGUCACGGAGUGUGCCGGAGUGUGUGAGCGUGUUUUGCUGUGGACAACAGGUGGACACCUGUAGACAAUAGUGUUGGCACCUGUAGACAGUUGUGGACACCUGUGAACGGUUUUAGUCUCUUGUGACGGCGUACUGCAGUAACCGACCGUGUGCCGUGUUGACAAAUAAACCAACAGCCAAGUGUUAGUGCCAUCAGUCAUGGAAGGGGCCACCAACCCACUGGACGUGACCCUCGACGAAGGUGGCCAGACGGCUGAAGAGGCCAAAUCUACCACCAAUGGGCGCAAUACAAACGGAGGAGCCGUUAGCAGCGGCGCGCUCCCCUCCAAGGAGCUGGCUGAUGACGAUGACGACCCUCCAACCGGCUGCGGCGGCCUCGGCUUCUACCCGGCACCGCUGCAGCGGCUGGCCUCCCGGCACGUCUUCAUCCUCUUCUUCUGCCUCAAGAACGUCUUCCAAGCCAUGGUGUUCACCUACCUGAUCGGCGUGCAGACCUCCAUCGAGCGCCACUUCCACUUCAGCAGUCAGCAGACGGGUUUUCUCCCCUCCAUCGGUGAGCUGGGUCCCCUGCUGAGUUCGGUGUUCCUCAGCUACCUGGCCAGUCACGGAAACCGACCGCGCUGGAUGGGCAUCGGCAUGGGGAUCGUGACGUGCGGCCUGCUGCUGGGGUUCGUCUCCUACCUGGUGGUGCCGGCUCCGGAGAUCCGUGAUAACACGGCUGAGAGCCGCCGUCUGUGCGUGGAGACGGAACUGCGCCUGCUGUCCUCCGCCGACGGCACGGGGCCCGAGUAUGGCCUCAACGACACCCGGAGCUGCACCAUCGACAGCAGCGGCAGCAACAUCGGCUACCUCCUCUGGAGCCUGAUGUACAUCAUGUGCGCCUCUGGCGCUCAGACGAUUUUCGUCGUCAGUGCACCAUACAUGGAUGACGGCGUCUCACAAAAGGACUCGCCACUCUUCUUUGCGGUGGCCGGCGCUGCCCGUGUGAUCGGCCCCAUCCUCGGCUAUAUGCUGGCCUCGUCAUGUAUCUCCGUCUACGUCAACCCCUCCGUCGACCCAGGUAUCACGGAGAAGGACCAGCGCUGGAUCGGCGCCUGGUGGAUCGGCCUGCUGGUGAUCGCCUCCGUGGUCUGUCUGUACGGCUGGCUCAUCUCGCUGUUCCCGCGGCAACUGAGCACCGACCACCUGUCGGAGGGACAGCGGCAGCAGAUGAGGGAGACGGCGCGGCAGGCCAACAUCCGGCCCUCGCGCAGAGAGUUUGUGACGCGGAUCACGGGCCUGCUGAAGAACGUGAUCCUGAUGUCGUCAACCUUCUCGGUGAUGUUCUUCCUGAUCGCCAUCCUGGGCUUCUUCACGUACCAGCCCAAGUACCUGGAGCACCAGUUCCGCGUGGACAAGGCCACGGCCACCACCUAUUCGGCCAUCAGCAAGGUGACGCUGGUGUUUGGCACCAUUGGUUCCGGGUUUCUGAUGCGCCGCUACCGGCCGAACGCGCGCCUGGUGACGGGCACCAUUGUGGUGGUGCGACUGGUGGCAACUGGUGUGUUCCUCUGUAACCUGGCGGUGACCUGCGGGGUGGCCGACGACCUGCCCGGCCUCCGGACAUCAGACGGCUCGCUCGACAUCAGUCCAUCGUGCAGCACGUCCUGCCACUGCACCACGGAGGAGUACAUCCCCGUGUGCCACCGGUCCGGGGAUGUCAGUCAGUCGUACUUCUCCCCGUGCCACGCCGGGUGUCUGACGGCCGUCAACCACACGGAGGGACCUCCGACCUACACGGACUGUCGCUGUCUUGAGGAGCCGUCCGUCGAGCUGACCAGCGGUCUCUGCGAGGGCAGCUGCGACACUCAGUUCCACACCUACCUCGUCAUCACGGCGCUGACAGGCCUCAUCUCAUCCCUAGUCUCCAUCCCGCAUCUCAUGGUCACACUCAGGUGUGUGAAGCCCGAGGACAAGGCGCUGGGCCUGGGUCUGAACGGCGCGUUCAUAGCGGUGGCGUUCGGCCUGGGCCCCAUGGUGGUCGGCAACCUGGUGGACAGUACGUGCCUCGUCUGGGAGCAAUCGUGUGGAGAAACGGGCGCCUGCUGGGUCUAUGACCCCGAUACCUUCAGACACAGUCUCAUCUGGUUCCACACCGUCUUCUACCUGCUCUCCGUCAUCUGCGACUUCGUCAUCUUCCUCAACUCCAGCUCGCUGAAACUCUACCUGGAUGAGGACUCGAAGAAGGCCAAGGCAGCGCAGAACGGCGAGCCCACUCAGAACGGCGUGGAACUCACCCAAAAACCGGGCGUAUAAAACUCCGAGGAGGUAGAGCCUUCUGCGAGUGAGGAACCAGUCCAACUCUACGACGUGUACACCGGGCCAGACAGACCUUCGGGACGGGGCCGGGACUUCACCUCGUGCUGGAAGGAGCGAUGAGCGCGGAGAUCACUGCAUCCCUGCGCUGGCGUUUGUUCCUAUAUGAAGACAACGUUUUAUUGGUAACGACUUCCGUCCAUAUUCCUAGCCUCGCCCUUGAACUAACAGUAACCUCUCAAGAAGGGUGGUCAGUCAUGAGGCAUUCUCACUCAUCCCAUGGAGGAUUCUCCUAAGAUCUAUUAGUAGGUGUGAGUAUCUAUCGAGGUCAUCUGUAUCAUUGCCUGCAUUAACCCUCGCCCGCACAUGCCAUUUUCCCAUCCUAGAACGCACAUGGGGGGGGGGGGGUUGCC
Molecule: messenger RNA, 2792 nt
Organism: Amphibalanus amphitrite
Lineage: Eukaryota; Metazoa; Arthropoda; Thecostraca; Balanomorpha; Balanidae
Product: solute carrier organic anion transporter family member 74D-like
Exons: 10
Coding region: 283-2379 (698 amino acids)
Biological process (GO): transmembrane transport; sodium-independent organic anion transport
Cellular component (GO): membrane
Molecular function (GO): protein binding
Source: RefSeq, a predicted model, not a curated record